AAUAGUUUUAAAUUUAUUAUAAAAAAUACAUACUUAUAAAAUAAAUAAAACUACAUAUAUUAUAUUUAAUUAUUGGGAAAAUCCUUCUAAUCCUUUACUUUUUUACUUCCAUGGUGCUACUAAUAGAAAUUAUGUAAUUACCUACCGUGUAAAGUAUUUUUUAACAAAAUUUAAAAUAUUUAAUCUUUUUACAAGUACUAAUUAUUUAUUAAAAUUGUUUAUAUAGGCUUUUAUGUAGGCUAUUAUAUAGGCUAUUAUAAAAGCUGAGGUUUGUUAUUUAGAGAAAAACUAAUGUUUCAUUUGUUCAGACUCAGCCCAUUUUUGACUUCUAUACUUAUAAAGUAUAUUUAUUAUAUUUUCCAUUUACAGCUGCAAGCUGAGGAAGACCAUGGAACACCCCCGCAAACUCAUAAACAGGCAAGCUUUUCAGUGGCAACAAAAAUAUGACAAAAACUCACCUGAGGCAAGAAAGCUGAACCUAGCUGUUGCUGAAUUCAUAUGUAUUGAUAAAGUGCCCAUUUAUACAGUUCAAAAAUGUGGAUUCCAACAAAUGCUCCAUCAUUUCAACCCAAAAUACCAGCUUCCAAAGUCGAAACUUUUUUAUGUACACUGAGAUUCCCCGCAUGUACAAUGACACCAGAGACCUCAUAAUCCAGCAUCUCAGUGACAAAUCAUUUUACAGCUGCACAACAGAUCUUUGGACAAGUAGAACUGCAGACACUUUCAUGUCUUUAACUCUGCAGAACAUUACUAAAUCAUGGGAAUUGCAAUCCUGGUGUCUUGGCUGUUGUGGUCUCAACACAGACCACACUGCUGAAAGUUUGAAGGAGGCCUUUGAUGAAAAACUUGAAGACUGGAAGUUGGACAUUGCAAGAAUGUCAGGCAUCACAACAGACAGUACCUCAAAUAACAAAAAAGCCUUUGAGGACUACCCCUGGAUUCCUUGUUUUGGACACAAUCUCCACCUUGCUGUAAAUAAGGCAUUAGACAUAAACAGGGUGUCUGCAGUGCUGUCAAGGCUUCAAAAAACUAUUUCUGUCUUUACAAGAUCCCCAAAACUUUUACGCCAGCUGACCAAGAAACAGAAAGAUCUGUCCUCUCCAGACCACAAACUCAUUCAUGAUGAACCCACUCGCUGGAAUUCUUCAUACGAUAUGGUGGAACGUUUCUUGGAGCAGCAGCAGGUUGACAGGAAAAAAUGGCAUCUGAUGCCAAAAGACUCAGAUAUUACAGUUUUAGAAACUGUUAAAGCAGUUCUUGAGCCACUCAGUCCUUUUACUGAUGCAUUUAGCGGGGAAAAACAUACCACCCUGUCUUCAGUCUUGCCGUUACUCUGGAAGAUAUUUGAGUGUCUCAGUCAUGAACAAAGUGACUCUGCAUUAGCCAAAGAGAUGAAGGAAAAGAUACACAAGUAUCUUCAGCAUCGCUAUGAUGACCUGCAGCUUCGGUUUCUUUUGAACACUGCAACCUACCUUGAUCCACGAUUUAAGAACAGCUUUGUCUCUCUAAAGGAUGAUGUGAAGCAAAGUCUCCUGGAUGAGGUGAAAAAAAUGGGCAAUGAAAAAGAAGGAAUUGCAUCUCGGGUGUCUGAAGGAUUGUCAAGUAAAGAAGUCAGGCCAUCAAAAAAAUCCAAAAAUCACCUAAAGUUUCUGCUUUCCACCAUUCAAGGGGAAAAGAAAGAAAAAGGAGAGCCAGCAUCCUCAAGUCAAGCACCUCUUUCUGCAAGUGACGAGAUAAAUGGUGAAUUCUUGGUGUACGAUCAGAUGCCUGAGGUCAGUGCUGAGGAUGAUCCACUUAUCUGGUGGAAAACAAAUAUGGGUACUCUACCUCAACUAUCAGAGUUUGCCAGGAAGUACCUUUGCAUUGCUGCAUCUAGCUGUUCAUCUGAAAGAGUGUUCAGUACUGCAGGGUACAUUGUUAGCCCAAGACGCUCAAGACUGAGUCAGGAACAUGUUGAUAUGUUAGUGUUUCUAUCGGAAAAUCUGGAAAUGGCAAAGAAAGUAACUUAAGGAAUAACUGUGUAGACAAGUAUUGAUUUGGGUGAAACUUGUUUGAAAAAAAUGUUGUUAUUUAUCUAGUUAUUUAAUUACUCAAAUGUUUACAAUCCUUGGCUUGAAAUACUUAAAUAAUGCCGUUGUUGUUUUGUUUUUUUACAUGUAUAAUAAUAUUUUAAUUUACAACUUGUUGUUCAGUUAUGGCAUAUUUUGUUUAAUUUAUAAAAAUGUUAAAGUUUAUAAAUAAGAAUGAUUAUUCAGUCAUGGCUUAUUGUUUUGUUAUUUAUCUAGUUAUUUAAUUACUUAAAUGUUU
Messenger RNA from Hydra vulgaris (swiftwater hydra), 2307 nucleotides. The record is from RefSeq and is a predicted model, not a curated record. Lineage: Eukaryota; Metazoa; Cnidaria; Hydrozoa; Anthoathecata; Hydridae.